AUGGCCACAGUGCGGCUGCAUCCGGACGCAGUGUCGUUUAUGGCCGUCUGCGGCGACCUGCUCCUCUCUCAUGUCGCGAUGAAUCAGCACCUCCUAUCCAACGCCCACAACACGUCGCUCGACAGCACCUCUAGGCUGCUGUUCUCCGUUCUCGACGGCAACGAUCAAGUCGUGGCGGCGGUAGUGGUGGCACAGGUUAUGAACCGCCAAAGCUUUGUCGCAGCAAACAUCGCCGGUGCGCUCAGCCCAGACGCCGCCAAGGCUGUCGUGCAAUCCGCCCGCGAGGAGAAUGCAUCCCUCGUCUCCCGCGUCUCCAUGAGCAUGGGUGGCCCUGCGUCACGUCAAGCCUUUGCGUCGGCUUUCCUCGACGCGUUCCCGGGCGUGACCGCCACGCCAGGCCUCUCGGCGAUUGCCAUGGAGCUGCGAGGGGAUUGCGCCUUGGCAUCCGCGGCACCGGGGGGCACGCUCCAGCGGGUGGUGAGUGGAGGUGACUCGACGGCCGGUGCGCUCACAACGGACCUGUGUGUGUGCUCGUCGGCUCUGCUCGACUGCUUGGCGGCGUGGAACGUCGAGUUCGCUCGCGACGCCCUUGGCAGCGUAUCGGCGCCGCCCAGCCUCGACGAGUGCCGUGAGACGCUGCGAGAGGGCCCUCUCUCGCGCGGCGACUUGUACGUCUGGCAUGUCGAGGGCGAAGGUGUGGUCUCCAUGGCCUGCGUGGGGCGUCGACUCCUCGAGAUUGGCGUCUCGCUGAGCCUCGUGUACACGCCGCCCGAGCGCCGCUGCAACGGAUACGCGGGGCAGCUCCUGGCGGCGAUGUGCUCUGCGCUCUCUGCGCAGGGCAAGCGGGUCUUCCUGCUGGCCGACGCAAGCAGCAGGUUUGGCACGGUGCGGUUGUAUGAGAGGCUCGGGUUCUCGAACGAUGGUGAGUACGGCGAUAUACGCUUCACGAGAGAGGCACAGGCGUGA
Emiliania huxleyi CCMP1516 is the source of this 966-nucleotide messenger RNA. RefSeq lists its product as hypothetical. The transcript has a single exon. The coding region runs from base 1 to 966 and encodes 321 amino acids. The record is from RefSeq and is a predicted model, not a curated record. Gene Ontology annotation, molecular function: acyltransferase activity, transferring groups other than amino-acyl groups. Lineage: Eukaryota; Haptophyta; Isochrysidales; Noelaerhabdaceae.